AUGCCCGGCGCACCCGGGCUCCGCGCCCUCUGGCUCUGCGCCGCGCUCUGCGCCGCCCCGUGCGCCCCCCAGCCUGGCCCGCGGCCCGCCUGCCCGGCCCCCUGCCACUGCCACGAGGAUGGCAGCACGCUGUCGGCCGACUGCUCCGCGCGCGGGCUCUCUGCGGUGCCGGGGGACCUGGACCCCCUGACGGCUUACCUAGACCUGAGCAUGAACAACCUCACGGAGCUCCGGCCCGGCCUCUUCCUCAACCUGCGCCUCCUGGAGGAGCUGCGUCUCUCUGGAAAUCGCCUCUCGCACAUCCCGGGACAGGCGUUCUCUGGUCUCUACAGCCUGAAAAUCCUGAUGCUGCAGAACAACCUGCUGGGAGGGAUCCCCGCCGAGGCACUGUGGGAACUGCGGAGCCUGCAGUCUCUGCGCCUCGAUGCCAACCUCAUCUCCCUGGUCCCAGACGGGAGCUUCGAGGGGCUGUCCUCCCUCCGCCACCUGUGGCUGGACGACAACGCGCUCACCGAGGUCCCCGUCAGGGCCCUCGGCCGCCUCCGCGCCCUGCAGGCCGUGACCCUGGCCCUGAACCGCAUAGGCCGCGUCCCCGACUACGCCUUCCGGAACCUGUCCAGCCUCGUGGUGCUGCAUCUCCAUAACAACCACAUCCAGCAUCUGGGGACCCACAGCUUCGAGGGGCUGCACAACCUGGAGACUCUAGACCUGAAUUACAACCAGCUGCACGAGUUCCCCGUGGCCAUCCGGACGCUGGGCCGCCUGCAGGAACUGGGUUUCCAUAACAACAACAUCAAGGCCAUCCCCGAGGGGGCCUUCCUGGGGAACCCUCUGCUGCAGACGGUCCACUUCUAUGCCAACCCGAUCCAGUUCGUGGGGAGGUCGGCGUUCCGGUACCUGCCCCGGCUGCGCACCCUAUCUCUGAAUGGUGCCACAGACAUCCAGGGCUUCCCAGAUCUCAAAGGCACCACCAGUCUGGAGAUACUGAGCCUGACCCACGCGGGCCUCCGGCGGCUGCCCCCGGGGAUGUGCCAGCAGCUGCCCGGGCUCCGUGUGCUGGAGCUGUCUCACAACCGCAUCGAGAGGCUGCCCAGCCUGCCCGGGUGUCAGAAGCUGGAGGAGAUUGGCCUCCAGCACAACCGCAUCUGGGAAAUCAGAGCUGACACCUUCCGCCAGCUGACCUCCCUGCAGGCCCUGGACCUGAGCUGGAACGCCAUCCGGUCCAUCCACCCCGAGGCCUUCGCGACCCUGCGCUCCCUGGUCAAGCUGGACCUGACGGACAACCAGCUGACCACGCUACCCCUGGCCGGGCUUGGGGGCCUGGUGCACCUGAAGCUCAGGGGGAACCGGGCUCUGUCCCAGGCCUUCCCCCAGGACAGCUUCCCCAAACUGAGGACCCUGGAGGUGCCCUACGCCUACCAGUGCUGCCCCUACAGCGUCUGCCCCGGCUUCUUCAAGGCCUUGGGCCGACGGGCGCCCCGGGGCCCUCACCCCGACGACCGCGACGCUCCCCAAAGGCCCCCGGGCCUCCUUGCCGGGCCGGCCGAGAGCCGCUAUGAUGUGGACCCGGACGAGCUCCAGCUGGAGAUGGAGGACCCCAGGCCACACCCCACCGUCCAGUGCAGCCCUGUGCCGGGCCCCUUCAAGCCCUGCGAGCACCUCUUCGAGAGCUGGGGCGUCCGCCUAGCCGUGUGGGCCGUCGUGCUGCUCUCUGUGCUCUGCAACGGGCUGGUGCUGCUGAGCCUGUCCGCAGCCGGGCCUGGCCCCCUGCCCCCGGUCAAGUUCGUGGUGGGCGCCAUCGCAGGGGCCAACACCCUGACCGGCCUAUCCUGUGGCCUUCUCGCCUUGGUGGACGCGCUGACCUUCGGCCGGUUCGCGGAGUACGGCGCCCGCUGGGAGUCGGGCCCCGGCUGCCGGGCCGCGGGCUUCCUGGCUGUGCUGGGCUCCGAGGCCUCCGUGCUGCUGCUGACCCUGGCCGCCGUGCACUGCAGCGUGGCCGCGGCCCGCGUGCGGGCCCGUGGGAAGGCGCCGGCCCCGGGCAGAUUGCGCGCAGGGGCCCUGGGCUGCCUGGUGCUGGCGGGGCUGGCGGCCGCCCUGCCGCUGGCCUCCGUGGGUGAGUACGCGACCUCCCCGCUCUGCCUGCCGUACGCCCCGCCCGAUGGCCGGCCGGCCGCCCUGGGCUUCGCCGCGGCGCUGGUGAUGCUGAACGCCUCCUGCUUCCUGGCGGUGGGCGCAGCCUACGUCAGGCUCUCCUGCGACCUGCCCGGGGCCGAGCUGGAGGCCGAGUGGGACUGCGCCGCCGUGCGCCACGUGGCCUGUCUCGCCUUCGCCGACGGGCUCCUCUACUGCCCCGUGGCCUUCCUGAGCCUGGCGUCCGCGCUGGGCCUCUUCCCCGUCACCCCCGAGGCCGUCAAGUCCGUGCUGCUCCUGGUGCCGCCGCUGGCCGCCUGCCUCAACCCCCUGCUCUACCUGCUCUUCAGCCCCCACUUCCGGGAGGACCUGCGGCGCCUGCGGCCCUGCCCGGGGGUCCCGGGGCCCCUCGCCCUGGCGGCCACCGGCCAGCUGGAGCCGAGCUCCUGCGACUCCACCCAGGCCCUGGUGGCCUCCUCGGGCGCGGAGCUCGUCCUGGAGGCCUCCAAGGCGGGCCGGCCCCCCGGGCUGGAGACCUGCGGCUUCACCGCCGUGACCCUCGCCCCCUGCCAGCAGCCCGGGGGCUCCCGGCCGGAGGGCAGCCACUUUGCGGAGCCAGAGGGAACCCGCGUUGGGAACCGGCCACCCGCCGUGGACGGUGGACGGCCGCCGGGGGCCGAGGGCGCCGUGCCAGAGGAGGGGGGCCGGGCGGGGGCCGGGGGCUUCCAGGCGGCUGGCUCUGCCUCGGCCUCACACUUGUAA
This is a messenger RNA of Kogia breviceps (pygmy sperm whale), 2892 nucleotides long. It is a transcript of the gene LGR6, whose product is annotated as leucine rich repeat containing G protein-coupled receptor 6. The transcript is spliced from 18 exons. Gene Ontology annotation, cellular component: extracellular matrix; membrane. Gene Ontology annotation, molecular function: protein binding; protein-hormone receptor activity. Gene Ontology annotation, biological process: G protein-coupled receptor signaling pathway. The record is from RefSeq and is a predicted model, not a curated record. Lineage: Eukaryota; Metazoa; Chordata; Mammalia; Artiodactyla; Physeteridae. The coding region runs from base 1 to 2892 and encodes 963 amino acids.